Messenger RNA from Macadamia integrifolia, 829 nucleotides. RefSeq lists its product as uncharacterized. Bases 410 to 619 code for a protein of 69 amino acids. The record is from RefSeq and is a predicted model, not a curated record. Lineage: Eukaryota; Viridiplantae; Streptophyta; Magnoliopsida; Proteales; Proteaceae. The transcript has a single exon.
GAGAAUAAAUGCCAACGUCACCUUAGCUGUGGUCUACACGUGUCCGUUGUCUAAACUCUAAACCGAAAGGUGUCGUGAACUCGUGAUCGAUGCGAUGCCGCUUGUUGCCUCAUACUAAACCAAUCCCUUUUUGUUGCCUUAACCUUCAUUUUUCUUCUUCGACAUUCCAACGAACAUAUCAUCUGCAACCAAAUUACAAUUUUUUUUUUCUCUUUCUCUUUGGUAUCUUCUUCUAUUCUUACUCGCUCUUACCCAGCAUUUUUGAAGUACAAACCAACCCUAGUCCCUAGAGUACUUCUCUUACAUACUCAAGUGGGUGGCUUUUCUUUGAGAUUUGAGAACAAGUGAGUUGAGAUACACACACACAGAUACACGGUAGAGGAGGGGUUCGACAGAUCGAUCGAAGGAAAUGGCGGAUUGGGGGCCAGUGUUGAUAGCGGUGGUGUUGUUCGUGCUGUUGUCACCAGGGCUGCUGUUCCAGAUACCGGGUAAGAACAGAGUGGUGGAGUUUGGGAGCAUGCAUACCAGUGGGAUCUCUAUCAUCGUCCACACCAUCAUCUACUUUGGUCUCAUCACCAUCUUCCUCAUCGCCAUCGGUGUUCACAUCUACACUGGCUAAUUUUAUUAAUCUGUUGUCUCUACCAACUUUAUAAUCAUCCAUCCUCUGUUUUUUUUAAUCUGAACUUAAUCAUCUUUACAGCUCUCUAGAUAUGUUCUCUUCUUUAUUUUUUUUUUUUUAUGUUACCGCUGAGUAUUAGAGUGAGGGUUCUAUGUAUGUGAGUGAUUUUGUAAAUUGGGUUAUUGAACUGAUUGAUAUUUGAGUGAUCUC